AUGGAACAUCUUGCCGCCAAAGUAUUGGAGCUGGUAGUAAACGUUGCCCGUGAUAACAAGAAGAUCACGAACAUCCUCUGUUAUGGUGGUUUGUUGCCCAAUAUCCCAGGCCAUUCUGUUGUUAAAGAAGACCGAAAGAAACCGAAGAAAUCGAUUACCGCCGGAGAGAAGAAGAAAAAUGCUGGUGGUUGUGGGGAUGGUGAGAAAGCCAAAAAUCCCAAGGCUGUCGCUAUGAAACUGGCCUAUAAGUCCAAAGCUGCACCUGCAAAGGCUUUAGCAGCUGACACUAAACAGAUGGCAACCAAACCAUCGACGUUUGCAGCCAACAAGCCGAAGACCUUUAAGCCAAAAUGGCCCGCCGUACCUGCCAAGAAAGCUGCUCCGAAGAAACUCACCGCCGGCAAGAGCUUGAGCAGCAGCACACCCAUUCAAAUAGUGAUGAAUACUUUCGAUUAG
Topomyia yanbarensis is the source of this 456-nucleotide messenger RNA. RefSeq lists its product as uncharacterized. The record is from RefSeq and is a predicted model, not a curated record. NCBI's taxonomy places the organism in Eukaryota, Metazoa, Arthropoda, Insecta, Diptera, Culicidae. Bases 1 to 456 code for a protein of 151 amino acids. The transcript has 3 exons.